This is a messenger RNA of Aureobasidium subglaciale EXF-2481, 1911 nucleotides long. RefSeq lists its product as uncharacterized. The record is from RefSeq and is a predicted model, not a curated record. Gene Ontology annotation, molecular function: electron-transferring-flavoprotein dehydrogenase activity; flavin adenine dinucleotide binding. The coding region runs from base 160 to 1584 and encodes 474 amino acids. The transcript has 5 exons. Lineage: Eukaryota; Fungi; Ascomycota; Dothideomycetes; Dothideales; Saccotheciaceae. Gene Ontology annotation, cellular component: cytoplasm.
AUACUGUCAUCGGUGCUGUCUCUCCCUCACAGGGCGUCGUCCCAGUCUGUCUACGUCGCCGAAUCGGCGCUAGCUGGAGGAAGAAUCAGACCACCUAUUUGGUAAUCAGGGAUAAAUGUCCAGAUGUCGGCACCAUAAACGUGUCGAUGCUCCACCAACAUGAGUAUUGCGCGAGGAUUCCUGAGACCCAGUUGUCUUCUACACAGCAUUUGUAAGAAUACCAAGGCUCCGUGGUCGGCGGUUGUGGGAUCCCCAUUUCGCAACAUACUCUUCCCUUCUGCUUCGUCUUCUCCCUCGUCUCUAAACUUCCGGUCACUCGCAGCUAUGUCAUCUAACAAAGAUCCCGACACCCUCAAGGCUACCCCAAAGGUCCUAGUCAUCGGUGGCUCUUACUCUGGGCUUGCAGCAACUGUCAACCUCAUUGAUCUUUGCAAUGGUAAACAGCCUAGAUUCUCUUCAACAUCAGAAGACGAAGCCUCUAUCAAGACCAAGAUGCCUGUCGAUAUCACAAUCGUCGAUGAGCGCGAUGGGUACUACCACUUGAUCGGGAAUCCCUUGGCGUUUGCCUCGAACGACGCUGCUUCCAGGAGCUGGACAAAGUUUACAGACAUUCCCGCGUUACAGUUGCCCAACGUACAUUUCUUACAGGGCAGUGUCUCGGCCAUUGACUGCGAGAAUAAGUUUGCCUCAAUACUGGGCACAGAUACGAAACAACAAUUCCAAAAACAGUACGACUAUCUUGUAGUUGCUUCAGGCCUACGACGGACGUUUCCUGUGGUACCACAAGCGCUUGAUCGAGACCAAUUUCUCGUAGAGGCCAAGACACAUAUCGAAGCUAUCAGGAAUGCUAAAGAGGGCGUAGUCGUCAUCGGUGGAGGGGCUGUGGGCAUUGAAAUGGCCAGCGAAAUCAAGCUGAUGGAACCUUGGCAAAAGGUCACUCUCGUCCACUCACGGGACCAACUCUUAUCUGCAGAGCCUCUACCAGACGAGUUCAAGGCUCGCAGCCUCGAACUAUUGGAAGAGAGUGGUGUAGAGGUCAUCAUGGGUCAAAGAGUGACUGGGACUGCUAUCACGGAGGGCCAUGAUGGCAGUAUCUCCUGUAACCUUACCCUAGCUAAUGAACAGCAUAUUAUGGCUGGCCAUGUCAUCAGAGCCAUAUCAAAGAGUGUGCCUACCUCGAGUUACCUUCCGACUGGAGCUCUGGACAAAGACGGUCAUGUCAAAAUUGAUGCUUCGCUAAGGUUCAACGGUGAUGUGCCAAACGCUGUAAGUCACUUUGCCGCCGGUGAUAUUGCAUCCUGGUCUGGGAUAAGACGUUGCGGUGGCGCCAUGCACAUGGGUCACUACUGUGCCAUCAAUAUUCAUCAGGACCUUCUGAAGCAUCGAUAUGGUCAAUCACCUACCUACAAAGAGCUCUCGAAGUUUCCAAAUGUGAUGGCCCUCGCCGUCGGUAAGCAGGCGGUUGUCUUUGAUUCGACCAAAACUUCCUCGGGAGAAGACCUCAUGCGUAGCUACUUUGGCAGUGAUCUUGGAAAUUCUAUAUGCUGGAACUACAUGAAGCUUGGGCAAACUAUCUCAGUAUGAAAGUCAUGUGAAGAUUCGAGUAGUCAAGCAUCUACACUUCACCUCGAGUGUCAUAUAAUAAAGCUAGGCGAGAAAGAUGAAUCGGGUGUGCUGGCGAUGAGAGAAGGCAGUGUUGGGCAUGUCUUACCGAAGAGGUCACCUUCAGCUGUACCUCCCAGUCAGAGCGAAGGUCCUGUGGCUCACAGGCACCACUCGUCAAAAGACCUCUCCAAAGUCUAGCAUAAAUAGAAUCCGGGGGCUGUGGGGUCGACUCACAGCGUUGGUUGGUCGCAAUUAUGACUUUGGUUUCAAAGAUGUUUCUCCUGAUUAAGUUCUGGUUUUUUUUUU